Messenger RNA from Cyprinodon tularosa, 4514 nucleotides. It is a transcript of the gene gas2l1, whose product is annotated as growth arrest-specific 2 like 1. The transcript is spliced from 6 exons. NCBI's taxonomy places the organism in Eukaryota, Metazoa, Chordata, Actinopteri, Cyprinodontiformes, Cyprinodontidae. Gene Ontology annotation, biological process: actin crosslink formation; microtubule bundle formation; protein localization to microtubule plus-end. Bases 529 to 3717 code for a protein of 1062 amino acids. Gene Ontology annotation, cellular component: cytoplasm; microtubule plus-end; stress fiber. Gene Ontology annotation, molecular function: microtubule binding; cytoskeletal adaptor activity; actin filament binding. The record is from RefSeq and is a predicted model, not a curated record.
CGAGUCGCUCUGCUGGUUUAAGCUGCAGCAGGUCAACAUAUUGAGCGCAGGAGGCGGUGCGCCAUGGGCUGAGCCUAUUUGCAGGGAAAUGAGCUGAGGACUGGGAGCUGCUCAGUUGUCGUGAUUUCUCCCGAUCAGGAGCCGGCGGGCCUCAGACAGACAUUGCGACACGUGGAAAUGUGCGUCCGGCAGGUCAUCGGGGUGGAUUAGCCUAAGCGAAGCAGGUCUGAUCCAUUUUUUUUUAUUUUUUAUUUUCCCACUCCUCGGAACCUUGCGAUGCGCUCUGUAAAGGAAGCGGGUUUCACACACAUCCGGAAAACGCAUCCAUGCGCCACGGCCGCCCCGCAUCCAGAUAUGCUCCUGGCAACACAAAGCCUGGCUUCAGUUAGCUCCACUACAGAACCGCACGGCAUGGGUGCGUCCGCCCGGUCUGUGCGCUUGAUUUUGCGGAUGAACCUUCUGAGUGCCGUUAUGCAAUGAGACAGUCGGGGAUGAUCAAAUAAGACUAUUGAUACAUGAUCUGACAAUAUGGCUGAUCAGAGCAACAUUCAGUCUGCCGCCUCUAAAAGCAUCCGGCCUUUUAAAUCCAGCGAAGAAUACCUGUAUGCCAUGAAGGAGGACCUGGCUGAAUGGCUGAAGACCCUCUAUGACCUGGAUGUCACUGCGGAUAACUUCAUGGAUGCUUUAGGGACGGGCUGCGCCCUGUGUCGGCACGCCAACAACGUGAACCGCGCCGCGCAGGAAUUCCAGUCGGAGUACCCGGAGGCUGCCAGGUCCAUGAAGGUCCCGUCCAAAGAUGUGGUGUUCCAGUCCAGAAACGUCAUCCCCGGCUCCUUCCUGGCUCGGGAUAAUGUGUCCAACUUCAUUACAUGGUGCAGGCAGGAGCUGUGGAUCAAGGAUGUCCUCAUGUUUGAGACUAACGACCUGGUGGAGAGAUGCAACGAGAAGAAUUUCAUCCUGUGUCUGUUGGAGGUGGCGCGGCGGGGGUCCAAGUUUGGCAUGCUGGCCCCCAUGCUGAUCCAGCUGGAGGAGGAGAUCGAAGAGGAGAUCCGGGAUGAGGAGAGCCUUAGGGUGGAUGGAGGAGAGCCAGCUGAGGAAAGCUCACCCAGCAGGUGUUACAGCAGCAGGGAGAGCUGUCAAAGUGUGCAGGAUGAAAAAGAACCGGAUCCAGAGCCCUACCUCUGGCCACAGAAGAGGGUUUUAUGUGACAUGAGAAAUUUGGAUGAGCUGGUACGUGAGAUCCUUGGCCAGUGUUCCUGCCCAGCUCAGUUUCCUAUGAUUAAAGUGUCCGAGGGGAAGUAUAAAGUAGGAGACUCCAGUGCGCUGAUCUUCAUCAGGGUCCUUCGGACUCAUGUGAUGGUGCGGGUCGGAGGGGGCUGGGACACAUUGGAGCACUAUUUGGACAAGCAUGAUCCAUGUCGCUGUGCUGCAUUCGCUCACCGCUACCACCAGGCUAAAGCAAGUGGCCAAUGUCAGGGAGCCCAGAGCAAGUCGUCUAGCGCUCACUCAUCCCGCUCCACCAGCCCUGGGCCACACUGGAGGAAUGAGGGCAUUUCUACUUAUAAACCCACUGACAGGCGCUCCUUGGAGCCUGCUCAGAGCGCCGCCUCCUCCUCAUCUUCUUCAUCCACACGCGCUGGUAGAUCCCAAAACUCCUCUGUCCGUACAGAGGUGGACACUGCUGGACCUCGAUCUCUGCUCCCUAAGCUGCCAAGAGAUCGCUCAGAACCGCGACACUUUAAUCCUCUCAGGAAUAAAGAAACUAUGACAAGACGUCUCUCAGGAGACAGUGAUUCUUCUACUGCCUCCUCCAAAGGAGGAGGAGGAGGGCGGCAGUCACUUGGUGGACCUUCACGGUGCUCCGGUGAACAGGUGGUACUGCUUGUUAACCGUAAGGAAGGGAAGCAUAUGAUUGAGAGGGCAGGCGCAGGAAAUGAAACCCCGGCCAAACGUUCAUCAACGCCCCGUGCACGCAGCCAGUCACGGGAGCGUUCUUCACUUCCACCAACACUAAAACCCAACCCACCAAUGGGGUCCUCAGAUGGUACACGGGCGUCUCGCACAGACAGAGGGCGCUCUUGUGGAAAUGAAGGCCAGAGAAGGCUCCAUGUUCCUCGUUCUCAUAGCCAGAGUAAGUUAACCUGCAGCUCUUUGUCGACUGAAGGCAGCCCUGCACAUAGUUCCUCUUCUAGAACCUCUCAGCCCCCACCUGUAGCAAGACAGGAUGACCUCCCUAAACAGGUAGCCCAGUCUUCUCCCAGAAGGGGUGUAGGUCUCAGCAAGAAGCAAUCCGUCUCUUGCACUAACUCGCCUGUUAAAGGACUCCAAAGCAACAACAGUCCCAUUAAGAAAACUGCUUCUGCUCUUAGACCUCAAACACCCCCAUCAACAGGAAAAGGGAAACUUCUACCCCCUGUCACCUCUGGAGGGCGUCGUCCACCACAAUCAUCUCCUCAUAACUCUAACAACCAGUCCGCCCGCCCCCCUCGGCUCUCACAGGCUUCCCAAUCUGCUAUGCGAGGCCAGCCUAAAAAAGUCUCUCACCUGGAAUCCCAGGAGGCCUUAGAGGAGGGGCUUGGGUUAGGCUUCCAGAUGCUGCCACCUUUGGACGCCCAGAAGGAACAGGACCUCUAUCGCAGCUUUGAGGCUGAGUUUCUGGCCAAUACCCAGCAGGUUAGAGAGAAUUUUACUGGUAAGGUUGUAGGAAGAGAAAGCCUACAGGCACUCACUGAGCCUGCUGUGUCUGAUUCUGCUUCCUCUUCCUCUAACUCCUCCACCUCUUCCCUUAAUGUGGGUUUAAAGGUCAGGACUCUACCUGACCUCAAGGAAUCCAAGAGGACUAACCCUCGGCAUUUCCCACCGGAGGACCCUUUAAAUAUACUUUAUGGACAAACAGUCGGAGAACCAGGUGGUUUGAGUCAUGCAGAGCAUGAACACUGGGCGGAGCACAAAGGGGGUCUCAAGAAGCUCCCAGCAAUUGGUAGCUCAGUAAAGGAAAGGGAAGCUCCUUCUAGUCUGCCUGACCUUAGGAUGACUCGUUCUGAUGAGCUAAUGAAUCACAUCCCAUCUCAGCCUGCAAUGGAUAGCAGAAAUAUGAAUGGAGAACAUGGGUGUUUUCCAACAGGUGGGCUCUCAAGUCAACCUCCUGCUCUUGGUUUGGGCUCCAUGACAGAGCAUGAUCUUCCCCUAGAAAAUCACCAGCCAAAUCUACUUUAUGACCUUGAAAAUUAUGACAGUAGUGACAACCUGCCACCUUCAGGGGGUCGUCGAGGCUCUGUACCCCUUGCCCCCUCUGAGGAUUGCUCCUUCCAGGAUUCUUCAAGUGAAAACUCCUCUAUGUCCUUCAGUUUGAGUGAAUCCCGCUCGGGGUCUCCUUCGCCAUCAUUAAAGAUAACUAACGGGGAGAACGGGCAAAGCCAUGAAGUCCUUAUCUCUGAGCACAAACUAGGUGUAAAGUCAAGGCCUCCAGCUGACAAUAGGCUGCAGAAGACCACCUCACGAAUCCCUACACCUGUCAGACACAAAAAAAUUCACACUAAUAAAACUCUUUCACCCUGCAACACACCACCAAUGUCUCGUAAGAGUUCCAACCCUGCUUCAUGCAAGAACUUCUCAGAAAUGAUCCAUCCUCCAACUCACCCCUCAUCCAUAGGCAACAAAGACUGCUCCUACCCUGCACAGGGGAGCCUAGACACUGAAGCUAUAGCACAAAACUGAUUGUUGCAGAAGACUGUUUAACUACCGUUUAGUAACAAAGCUAAGCUUGGGCUAGAAAUAGUUGUCUUUCCAUAUUUAACGAAAAUGUUCAUUCAUCUUUUCCUAAAGAUGCACCAAUAAGAUAUGUGUGUUCCAAUGAGCUUUGGAUUUUGUAAAAACUUUGAUUUGGUCAUUGAAAGCAAAGAGUUCUAUACUGUCUUUAGUAUCUUAGACAGAAAACAUCUAACACUAAGCCACUUUGCUGCUGGCUGGGUAACCUCCCUGGUAUCCCGUCUUGAUUAGUUUUGGUUUCCUUCAUUUUGCUUAAACAUCCUAAAGGCAGGUUAAGUUUAACAUCCAGUUGCAGGUUUUGUUUUGUACUUUUUGAACUAAAGUGUUGCAGUUUAGCCAAACUUUUAAUUUUUUGUUUUGUUUUUUAGCUCUCAGUAGCAGGUCAAGCUAAAAACAUUGUUAUUGUCACCAACCUAUUAGUAGGUGCAUCUCUAGCAUUUCCCUGUAUGGGUUUAUUUUGCAUUUUUUUAGCACUCAAGCCAAAUUUUUUAUCACCAAAGGAAUGAUUUUUAUUUUCAUUGGAACAUUGUUUGUAUUGGGUUGUUUUUGCCAAUCAAAUCGUCCCCCCCCUACCAACAACAUACACUCUCACAGUUGAUAUCCAGAGAUAGGAAGAGCAUAUUUGCUGCCAUGUGCCUCAUCAUGGGGCAUGGUAAAGUGCCAGGUAUUUGAAGCUUCAUCUUAAUAAAACUACACUAAUACUAUGGUCAAAUGAACUAUUUUCUUUUGCAGUUCACUUUGGUAGU